Pelobates fuscus (common spadefoot toad) is the source of this 1173-nucleotide messenger RNA. It is a transcript of the gene TATDN1, whose product is annotated as TatD DNase domain containing 1. Gene Ontology annotation, molecular function: 3'-5'-DNA exonuclease activity. The record is from RefSeq and is a predicted model, not a curated record. Bases 185 to 1078 code for a protein of 297 amino acids. The transcript is spliced from 12 exons. Gene Ontology annotation, cellular component: cytosol. Lineage: Eukaryota; Metazoa; Chordata; Amphibia; Anura; Pelobatidae.
UGCUUGCUCGGCGCCCUGCGGAGGGUGCACCAAAAUGGCGGGUCAAUCCGUUUCCCUGUGACGGUGUCAUUGCCACCCUCUCGGUUGGUGGGUGUACCAAGAUGGCGGCAUCCCCAUUGAAGCCCAGGCGCGAGGAAUUGUGGGUCGUGGAAGGUGUGCAGCAAGAUUGGCUGAGCCUGCCAACAUGUCCCUCUACAGGUUCAUAGACAUUGGCAUAAACCUAACAGAUCCCAUGUUUAGAGGAAUAUAUAGAGGCACAAAGAAACAUCAAGAUGACUUUGCAGAUAUAUUUGAACGUGCUGUCAAGACUGGUGUGCAGAAGUUCAUGAUCACCGGAGGAAAUCUGCAAGAGAGCAAGGAAGCAAUUCAGCUAGCACAGUCUAAUGAUCGUUUUUACAGCACUGUUGGCUGCCACCCGACACGAUGCGGCGAGUUUGAACAGGGAGAUCCGGACAAGUAUCUAACAGAUCUGCAGAGUCUUUUGGAAAAUAACAAAGGCAAAGCUAUAGCAGUUGGGGAAUGCGGCCUGGAUUUUGACAGAUUGGAAUUUUGUCCAAAGGAAACUCAACUCAAGUAUUUUGAAAAACAGUUUGAUCUAGCUGAACAUACCAAGUUACCAAUGUUCCUUCACUGCAGGAACUCACACAAGGAAUUUUUAGGUAUAAUGCAGAGAAAUAGAGAUCGUUGUGUUGGAGGUGUGGUUCAUUCUUUUGAUGGAACAAAGGAAGAUGCUGAAGCUUUAAUAAAUUUAGAUCUUUACAUUGGAAUUAAUGGAUGUUCAUUGAAGACAGAGUCUAACCUGGAAGUUCUGAAGUCUAUACCUGCUGAAAGAUUAAUGAUUGAAACAGAUGCUCCCUGGUGCGGAGUAAAGAAUACCCAUGCAGGAUCGAAAUAUGUUAAAACGACUUUCCCAACAAAAAAGAAAUGGGAAGCUGGCCAUUGUUUGAAGGAUAGGAAUGAGCCCUGUCAUAUAAUACAGGUGCUCGAAAUUAUGGCUUCGGCUAGAGAAGAGGACCCACUAGAACUAUCGAAGAUCCUCCACAGCAACACUAUGAAAGUAUUUUUCCCACACAUGUAGAACUGUACAGGAUCGUUAGAAAUGUCUGAGUUGUUGCAUUCGUGGUCAAUAAUCCAAUAAACACAAUCAUAUUUUACUCGGAUCUAUGACACUCA